AUAAUGAAGAUAAUUCAAAUGAUGGGACCCAGCCAUCCAAAAGGAGGCGAAUGGGCUCAGGAGAUAGUUCUAGGAGUUGUGAAACUUCAAGUCAAGAUCUUGGCUUUAGUUACUAUCCAGCAGAAAAUUUGAUAGAGUACAAAUGGCCACCGGAUGAAACAGGAGAAUACUAUAUGCUUCAAGAACAAGUCAGUGAAUAUUUGGGUGUGACCUCCUUUAAAAGGAAAUAUCCAGAUUUAGAGCGACGAGAUUUGUCUCACAAGGAGAAACUCUACCUGAGAGAACUAAAUGUCAUUACUGAAACUCAGUGCACUCUAGGUUUAACAGCAUUGCGCAGUGAUGAAGUGAUUGAUUUAAUGAUAAAAGAAUAUCCAGCCAAACAUGCUGAGUAUUCUGUUAUUCUACAAGAAAAAGAACGUCAACGAAUUACAGACCAUUAUAAAGAGUAUUCUCAAAUGCAACAACAGAAUACUCAGAAAGUUGAAGCCAGUAAAGUGCCUGAGUAUAUUAAGAAAGCUGCCAAAAAGGCAGCUGAAUUUAAUAGCAACUUAAACCGGGAACGCAUGGAAGAAAGAAGAGCUUAUUUUGACUUGCAGACACAUGUUAUCCAGGUGCCUCAAGGGAAGUACAAAGUUUUGCCAACAGAGCGAACAAAGGUCAGUUCUUACCCAGUGGCUCUCAUCCCCGGACAGUUCCAGGAAUAUUAUAAAAGGUACUCACCAGAUGAGCUGCGAUAUCUGCCAUUAAACACAGCCCUAUAUGAGCCUCCUCUGGAUCCUGAGCUCCCUGCUCUAGACAGUGACGGUGAUUCAGAUGAUGGCGAAGAUGGUCGAGGUGAUGAGAAACGGAAAAAUAAAGGCACUUCGGACAGCUCCUCUGGCAAUGUAUCUGAAGGAGAAAGCCCUCCUGACAGCCAGGAGGACUCUUUCCAGGGAAGACAGAAAUCAAAAGACAAAGCUGCCACUCCAAGAAAAGAUGGUCCCAAACGUUCUGUACUGUCCAAGUCAGUUCCUGGGUACAAGCCAAAGGCCAUUCCAAAUGCUAUAUGUGGAAUUUGUCUGAAGGGUAAGGAGUCCAACAAGAAAGGAAAGGCUGAAUCACUUAUACACUGCUCCCAAUGUGAGAAUAGUGGCCAUCCUUCUUGCCUGGAUAUGACAGUGGAGCUUGUUUCUAUGAUUAAGACCUACCCAUGGCAGUGUAUGGAAUGUAAAACAUGCAUUAUAUGUGGACAACCCCACCAUGAAGAAGAAAUGAUGUUCUGUGAUGUGUGUGACAGAGGUUAUCAUACUUUUUGUGUGGGCCUUGGUGCUAUUCCAUCAGGUCGCUGGAUUUGUGACUGUUGUCAGCGGGCCCCCCCAACACCCAGGAAAGUGGGCAGAAGGGGGAAAAACAGCAAAGAGGGAUAAAAUAGUUUUUGACUCUAAUACUGUGUAUGCAUUUAAGUGGAACAUUUGGUGCCAAUUUAUUUACAACAUUUUCAUUUUUAUGCCAAUAAAAGAUUUUUUUUUUGCAAAUUAUGAGCUUAAAA
Mandrillus leucophaeus (drill) is the source of this 1528-nucleotide messenger RNA. It is a transcript of the gene PHF10, whose product is annotated as PHD finger protein 10. Bases 51 to 1406 code for a protein of 451 amino acids. Gene Ontology annotation, cellular component: npBAF complex. The transcript is spliced from 11 exons. The record is from RefSeq and is a predicted model, not a curated record. NCBI's taxonomy places the organism in Eukaryota, Metazoa, Chordata, Mammalia, Primates, Cercopithecidae.